Molecule: messenger RNA, 3015 nt
Organism: Oryzias latipes (Japanese medaka)
Lineage: Eukaryota; Metazoa; Chordata; Actinopteri; Beloniformes; Adrianichthyidae
Gene: serhl
Product: serine hydrolase like
Cellular component (GO): membrane
Source: RefSeq, a predicted model, not a curated record
CACGUGGGCGAUUACACCCGGAAAAACGACUAGACUGUCAAAAAGACAAGAAGUCGAUUUACAUCGAAAAAGUCUCGGUUUUUUUUAUUUACGUUUAUCGUUUUUCUUGCGAUGAUAAAUGCGUUAAAAAGCGUCAGACUCAUGUCGUCGAGUUCAGUAAAGCAAGCAGUUUCCGAGCUCUCUGUGCCGGUCCCAUGGGGAGAGAUCCGGGGCAGAGUGUGGGGUCCUGAACACGGCAGUCCGGUUCUGUGCCUGCAUGGCUGGGCUGAUAACAGCGGUACCUUCAACACGCUUCUCCCUCUUUUACCCAAAGACUGCAGGUAUGUGGCCAUGGACCUGGCGGGUCACGGCUGCUCCUCCCAUCGUCCUGCUGGCGUUUUGUACUCCUUUCCCUCGUACGUGAUGGAUGUGCGCAGAGUCGUUGAAGCGCUGCGGUGGACCAAAUUCUCCAUCAUAGGCCACAGCAUGGGUGGAAACGUGGGUGGGUUGUUUAGCGCUCUGUAUCCUGAGAUGGUGGAAUCCCUCGUGCUCCUGGACUCCUUCGGUUUUUUACCCACACAGACGAAAGACAUUCCCCGAUUGGUGAGGCAGGGGCUGGAUGAGAUGAUCGAGUAUGAAAAAACCAUGGCGGACAAGAAGACAAGAGUUUAUACUUAUGAGAAGGCUGUUGAAAGGCUGUUGGCUGGAAACAAGAGUCUCACUGCAGAGUCGGCAAAAAUCCUUCUGGAGAGAGGUUUAGUUCCAGCUGAAGGAGGAGUGAUGUUCUCCAGGGACUUUCGAAUUAAUCUGAAAAAUGUAGUCCGCAUAGGUUUGGAGCAGAGUCUGGAGCUGCUCUCCAGGAUCCAAGCUUCUGUGCUGGUGGUGCUAGCAGAAGACGGCUUUGAGAGGAUGUUUUCUGAAACGGAAGAGAGAGAAUUUACGUCGGCACUUCUUCAAGCCUACAGGGACAGAAAUCAUGCCGUGGCCACGGUUCCGGGUAACCAUCACGUCCACCUGAACAAUCCAGAAAAUGUUGCUCCGCUCGUGUCGGACUUCCUCCAGACCAAAGUGCUUUCACUUUCAUCCCGACUGACAGAUGGUCAGAUUUCUAAGUUAUAGCAAACGCACACAAGCAUCAGUUUUUACUCAUAAAUAAUGCAAAGAUCAACAGUUCUCAUUAGAAAUAGUGAGUGUACUAAUAAACAAACGCUCUCUGGGUUCACCAGAUAAACCACUAUGAGUUUGGUAAGUUUCCGAGUCCCUUAACUAGUCAACCUUCUUUAGCUGCAAACGCGCAUUUAAUGGUCACGUGUUUUGUACUUGGAGCCUGAAAACGGUGGUAAAAACUAGCUACAUGUUUACGCUCGUCUACAUAGACUUUACACUGGAAGUAGCUGCUUGAAUGCGCGUUUCAGAGGGCAGUAUCUGCAAUUACAGUCAGUGCAAUUACCAGCUACAUUUGCUCGGACAGCUUAUUCCGAUUAAAGGUCAUAUUCUGGAUAAUAUUCUAAUCAAAGCGUUCAGAUGAGGUGAAUCAGCAGGAAUAUUUACACUUACAUGCUCACAUACUAAUCAGCAGAUGUGACAGAUGUGCUGUUGAAAUAACUUCUGACUUGUUUGGUGCUUUGUAAUAUAUAUUUUAUUUUAUUUGCAACUUAAUUUGAGAAAAAUACUCAAGUAGAUCCAAUGACACAUUUAAAUCCAGAUCCCCAUGGAGAACUUAUACAAAACUUAAAAAAAAAUAAUUUUGGUACAUUUUUAGCUAGCAGUCAAAAUCAGCUCAAACAGAAUUUAAAAAAAUGUUGGUCUGUGGUUGGAUUUAAAGGCCGUGUCACACAGCCACUACGUAUAUUUUGCAUAUUUUCCCCAGAUGAAAUUUCGGUCUUUUGUGAUACAUGCGUGAUAUGAGUAAUUCAUAAGAGUUUCUUGCGUUCGUCGAUGUUUCCAGAUGUCCGCAGAGGGUUUUGGCCAACGGGUCUUUACGUGUUCAAACUAUAUGGCCGGUCGAGAAUCACGCAGUACAGUUCGCUGGUUACAUUGCAGGGCUGGGUCAGAACAGAACCGCUUUUUCAAAAAUCUCUCCAAUAAAAGGAACAUUUUGUUUUAUUUUGGAUUAUAAUUUUGGUUUGGUGUGAGAUGGAAUACUUCAACAUUAAAAUGUCUCAUUAUUAUUCAGCACUUAAAAUAAGAGAAAAAUAUAAAAGCAUGUUUUGAUGUUAGUGGGGGGAAAAAAAGAAUUCUAUUCUGUUUUCAAAAUGAGCAUUUUAGAGCUAAAGUCUCAGCACAGCGGUGUUUGUGGUUGGCAGGAUCAUACUGCCAGUAUCUCAUGAUGGCCUCCUUAACAGGUGCAGAUGGGUGAGAAGAUCCUCAUUGUCUGGGGACCAGGUGUCUGCUGCUCAACAACCUGGAUAUAUUUAGGAAAAAACAUAAAAAUGGAUAACAGGAGCUGUCUGAACUUAUCAAAGUUUCUCAUUGUUGCAGAGUCAAAUCAAAGAUUAUUACAGUUCAAAAAAGAUUAGGAAAUGAAUAUUUUUAGUAUUUUUCUACUAUAUAAAACAAUAUACCGUAGUUUUGGUUUGCAAGUUAAGAAUUAUUAUCAAUUACAAAAAAUAAAUUGGCAAUUGGAAUUAUUUAAUAUUACGUUUUUUGUUCAAAACUUUUUUAUUUCGAUUUAUUAUUAAAGAUCGAUCAAAUUCAGCUCAAUUAAAAAUUGCUCACGUUGACUUUAGUUUUUUGGAAUUCUUUAACAUUUUUGAAUUUUAUAAAAAAAUAUCCCAAAUUGUUUAACUUAUUAAUCUUUAUGGUAUUUUGUAUCACUGUCAUUUUAUGCAGAUGAUACUGUGCUUAUGAAACAUGUUUCAAAGCAGAAACCCUUCAGCUUCAGUUGAUCUUCAAGAUCUGGUUUUAGCAUAACCCAUUUUGUAAUCUUUGUUUUGUGUGGAAUACAAAUGGUGCUAACGUGUAAAAUAUACACAAAGUGUGAUGGAAAGAAGCAGCGUUUUAUUUUCCUAUUUUUAAUAAAGAAACUCCAAACUA